AUGAUGUCAAACGAGUGCAAGAAUUUGAGCCCAGAAUUGGACGCGAAGAUCAAUGAAUGGCUUGAAUGGGAUCAGAAUCCCAAAACUAUUGCUGAGAUCAAGAAACUUGUGGACAAUAAAGACACGGAACAACUGAGCAAACUAUUGCUAACUCGUCAGGAGUUUGGAACCGCUGGCAUUAGGGGUCAAAUGGUGGCCGGCUUUGCGGGAAUGAACGAUCUCGUGCUCAUCCAGACCUCACAGGGUUUGGCCAAAUACUUGCUUCAAAUGGACGGCUCCGCCAAAGAUAAAGGUGUUGUCAUCGGAUACGACGGCAGACAUAAUUCGUUACGUUUCGCGCAGUUGUCCGCAAACGCCUUCCUAUUGGCCGGAAUCAAAGUCUAUCUCUUCUCGACAUUAGUGCCGACGCCUUUCGUGGCCUUUUCUAUCCGAGUCCUGUCCGCCACCGCCGGAGUUAUGGUGACGGCCUCUCACAACCCAAAGAUGGACAACGGAUACAAAGUGUACUUUUCAAACGGCGCUCAAAUCACUUCACCACACGAUAAGAACAUUCAGAAGAGUAUUGUCCAGAAUCUGAAGCCAUGGGACGGCGUUUGGACGAAGAAUCCCCGACACGACAACAAGUGCAGCGAUCCGUUGGACAUCGUCUCCAAUAACUACUUCUCCAGAAUCGAUAAGAAUAUAUUCAACCGAAACACAAACAUCGGCUCAAAACUGAGGGUCACUUAUACGCCGAUCCACGGCGUCGGACACGUCUACCUCACCGAAGGGUUCAAAGUUUGCGGCUUUAAAAACUGUUUCCCCGUCAAGAGUCAGAUGAAACCCGACCCAGAGUUCUCGACCGUCACUUUCCCCAAUCCAGAGGAGGGCAAAGGGGUUCUGGACGAGUCAUUCAAAACGGCUGCCGAAGAGAAGAGCACAAUAAUCAUAGCCAACGAUCCGGACAGCGAUCGGUGCGCUGUCGCCGAAUAUCAGGCCAAUGAGUCUAAAUGGCGGAUAUUCUCGGGCAACGAGACGGGAGCUCUGUUGGGGUGGUGGCAGUGGUUUAAACACCAGUCCCGGAACGACGCCGCCAAAGCCAGUGACGUGUAUAUGAUGUCAUCGACGGUCAGCUCCAAGAUAUUGCAAUCGAUGGCCAAAAUAGAAGGAUUCAAUUGGUUGGAAACGCUGACCGGAUUUAAAUGGAUGGGCAAUAAAGCGGACGAAUUGGAGAAAUCGGGAAAAACGGUUUUGUUUGCUUUCGAGGAGGCGAUCGGCUUUAUGGCGGGCACUACGGUCUUAGAUAAGGACGGCAUCAGUGCCGCCGUCGAAGUGCUCCAAUUGGCCGCAUAUCUGGAAACGGAGCGAAAGUGCAAUCUAUCGCAACAUUUGAAUCACAUUUACAACACAUAUGGAUAUCAUUUCAGUCUUAAUUCCUAUUAUAUUUGUCACGAUAAGGAUGUGAUUAAAAGUAUUUUCGAUCGGUUGGCAAAUUUCAAUGGACCCAAAACCUAUCCGUCCAAAAUCGGUUCCUAUGAGAUCGUUAGGGUUCGGGACCUAAAUCGUGGCUACGAUUCUUCGACACCCGAUAACAUACCUGUGUUGCCUUCGAGUUCGUCCUCUUAUAUGUUGACAUUUUAUUUCAAGAAUGGUUUCGUAUUAACCAUAAGAACGAGUGGAACCGAACCGAAGAUCAAGUAUUAUUCAGAAGCGAUCGCAUCGCCUGAGAAUAAGAAUUGGUCUCAAAUCGAGAAUGAAUUACGCGAUCUGAUCGACCAAAUGAUUGCCAUUUGUUUAGAGCCCGAGAAGAAUGGGAUUAAACCAAAGCAAGACUAG
Medioppia subpectinata is the source of this 1815-nucleotide messenger RNA. Lineage: Eukaryota; Metazoa; Arthropoda; Arachnida; Sarcoptiformes; Oppiidae. The record is from the annotation of a GenBank genome assembly.